AUGAUUUUCAAAAGGUUCGUUAAUUUGCUCGUGUUUUUAUUCCUACUUGGUGCCGGCUUAUUGACGUUUUUUCUUAUUCUGUCGGGAGGCAGAGAAUCUGGGACGCUGGAGAACUUCUAUUGGCUACAAGCCGAUACUGACGGGUUCAACAGCGCUCCAUCCACUACGAGAUGGUACAAUUAUAACUGGUGUGGCUAUGAAGAUGGCCAGCUAGCUAAUUGUUCCAGCAGGGCACCUGCCAAGCCUUUUUCUCCAAGAGAUAAUUUUGGCAACUCAGCCAACCUACCAUCAUCAUUUAGGAACAACCGGAAUACCUACUAUUACCUGUCCAGGGUUGGGUGGGCCAUGCUGCUGGUUGCCCUUUUUUUUAUUGUCUUGGCAUUGGUGCCCGGGUUUCUGGCUACGUUUCUUCCAUUCAAGGCGGUGCCAGUCUUGUACUGUGUGUUGUCCUGGUUGGCCUUUUUCUUCAUCAUAUUGGCCGCGUGCUUGUACACAGGCUGCUAUGUGAAGGCUAGAAAUACGUUCCAUGACAGUGGGAGGUCUGCCAAAUUAGGAGCCAAAAACUUUGCGUUCAUCUGGACUUCGGUGUUUUUGAUGCUCGUGAAUGCUGUUUGGUCUACUAUAUUCAGCGCAACCCAUAAGGGCCAUUCCUCUUACUCGGAUCAUGACAUGUAUGCCCAGUAUGAAAGCCCUUCCGUUGACACUGGUGCCCAAUUGGAGAAGUCCACCUACAACAGCGGAACAACAGAUGGCGCGGUACCGGUCACAGCAGCACCAGUGGUUGGACAGCCUCAGCCCACAACUACUACUACUCAAGCUGGCGAUGGCAGGUUCUUUCAAAAACUAAAAACAAGAAAGAAUGUGCCCUCUGGUGAACUGGGACCAGCUGGCGAUGGUGGUCUUUCCGGGCCAGUAACUGUACGCGAAUAG
Saccharomyces mikatae IFO 1815 is the source of this 930-nucleotide messenger RNA. RefSeq names its product Fmp45p (gene FMP45). The record is from RefSeq and is a predicted model, not a curated record. Gene Ontology annotation, cellular component: plasma membrane; cell cortex; membrane raft. Bases 1 to 930 code for a protein of 309 amino acids. Gene Ontology annotation, biological process: fungal-type cell wall organization; endocytosis; septin cytoskeleton organization. Lineage: Eukaryota; Fungi; Ascomycota; Saccharomycetes; Saccharomycetales; Saccharomycetaceae. The transcript has a single exon.